Molecule: messenger RNA, 564 nt
Organism: Vicia villosa (hairy vetch)
Lineage: Eukaryota; Viridiplantae; Streptophyta; Magnoliopsida; Fabales; Fabaceae
Exons: 1
Coding region: 1-564 (187 amino acids)
Source: RefSeq, a predicted model, not a curated record
AUGGUGGAGAUGGCGUCUUCGAUGGGUGAUUUGAAGGGUUUUAGGAUUAAUGAUUUAGCUUAUUUUGAUAUCCUUCAAUUUGCCAAUGAUACUAUUUUGAUCAGGGAUGGUUCUUGGGACAACCUUUGGUGUUUUAAGGCCAUUCUUCGUGACUUUGAAUUGGCUUCCAAUCUCCGAGUGAAUUUGAACAAGAGUUUACUUUUGGGAUUUAAUUUGGAUUCAGAUUUCCUUCAAGCGGGUUCUUCUUUCCUUAAUUGUGAGAUCGGCUCCUCCUCGUUUGUUUUUCUCGGCAUUCCAGUUGGGAUCAAUCCUAGGAGGAGAGAGGUGUGGAAACCUAUUGUUUCCAAGUUAAGAAGAAGGUUAGGAGGAUGGCAAAACAUACAUUUAUCUAAUGAUGGAAGAGUGGUCCUUUUGAAUUCGAUAUUGUCUAGUAUUCUGAUUUUCAUGUUCUCUUUUUACAAGGCUCCUAAAGCAAUUAUCAAGGAGAUAAUCUUGCUUCAAAGAUCUUUUCUAUGGGGAGGUGAUGAGGUGAAGAAGAAUAUUUGUUGGAUUGGUUUGGGAUAA